Ixodes scapularis (black-legged tick) is the source of this 823-nucleotide messenger RNA. It is a transcript of the gene Bka, whose product is annotated as rRNA-processing protein FCF1 homolog. The transcript has 8 exons. The record is from RefSeq and is a predicted model, not a curated record. Gene Ontology annotation, cellular component: small-subunit processome; nucleolus. The coding region runs from base 180 to 782 and encodes 200 amino acids. Lineage: Eukaryota; Metazoa; Arthropoda; Arachnida; Ixodida; Ixodidae.
AAGAUCCGAUUCUAAGCCGCUCUUGUCCGCCUAUCGAAAGAGAGGCGAAAGUUGGGGGUGGUGCGUAUUUCACCAAGCAACCUUGGGCACGCGUUGUUUUCAUUUAGGUGGCACACGUGUGUUUUGGAGAUUUCGCUUCUGUUAUUUGCCGUUUCUUAUUCUGCACAGCAGAAAUAAUAAUGCCUAAAGCCAAAAUAAAGCGUGGUCAAAAGUUCGCACAGAUGAAGCGGAUGAUCAGCCUUCGAGAUCCAAGACUGCAGGACAAAGAUCGUUUGCCCCCAAAAAGGCCGAAGAAAGAAGACCCGCACACAGUGAAAGUGACAGAAGCGCCCCAGUAUUCGUCCGCGCUGUUCUUCAAAUACAACACACAGCUCGGGCCCCCGUUCAGGAUCCUCAUCGACACCAACUUCGUCAAUUUCGCCAUCAAAAACAAGCUGGACGUCAUCCAGUCCAUGAUGGACUGUCUCUAUGCCAAGUGCAUCCCGUACGUCACCGACUGCGUCAUCGGCGAGCUUGAGAAGCUCGGAAGCAAGUACAGAGUCGCACUGAGGAUAGUCAAAGAUCCGAGGUUUGUGCGCCUCCCUUGCGUUCACACGGGCACCUACGCGGACGACUGCCUCGUCCAGCGGGUCAUGCAGCACAAAUGCUACAUUGUGGCGACUUGCGACAAAGACCUCAAGAGGCGUAUACGCAAGAUACCUGGGGUACCCAUCAUGUACAUCUACCAGAGGCGGUUCUCCAUCGAAAGAAUGCCAGAUGCCUAUGGCGCCCCCAAGAUGUGAAGCGUCCGAUGUUAAUAAAAACAACUAAUUUUUCGAACACA